This is a messenger RNA of Aspergillus bombycis, 1077 nucleotides long. Its product is annotated as type I glyceraldehyde-3-phosphate dehydrogenase. Bases 1 to 1077 code for a protein of 358 amino acids. The transcript is spliced from 5 exons. The record is from RefSeq and is a predicted model, not a curated record. Gene Ontology annotation, molecular function: oxidoreductase activity, acting on the aldehyde or oxo group of donors, NAD or NADP as acceptor; NADP binding; NAD binding. Gene Ontology annotation, biological process: glucose metabolic process. Lineage: Eukaryota; Fungi; Ascomycota; Eurotiomycetes; Eurotiales; Aspergillaceae.
AUGGCUCCCUCAAUCAGUGACUUCCCUCACAGUGUGGCCUCUAUCCAGCCUUCUGUGUGUAAAGUUGGCAUCAACGGGUUCGGCCGUAUAGGUCGAAACGUCUUGCGUGCUUCCCUUACCAGAACAGACCUCCAAAUCGUUGCCAUCAACCACACAUGUACCUCCGUGCAAGACCUCAUCUACCUCAUCAAAUAUGACUCCUGUAUGGGCAAACUAUCCGACGAGAUCUCCAUCCACGCCCUAUCCGACAACCGGAUCACCAUCAACGGUCGCCAGAUUGUCCUCACCUCGGAACGCGACCUGCAGAAGCUGAACUGGAGCGCUGUCGGUGUUGACUAUGUGGUUGAAUGCACCGGCAAGUUCACCAAGCGUGACCUGGCUCUGCAACACGUCACCUACGGCCACGCCAAGCGGGUCGUCAUCUCCGCCCCCAGCUCCGACUCCCCUACAUAUGUGUACGGGGUCAACUCCGAUGAGUACACGGCCGAUGACGACCGCCGCGUGGUUUCUUGUGCCAGCUGUACAACAAACUGCGUCACGCCGGUAUUGAAGGUGCUCCACGAGAAGUUCGGAAUCGUACAGGGACUCCUGACAACGGUGCAUGCGGCGACCCAAUCACAGCAGGUUCUGGAUGGGUACAGCAAGAAGAACCGUCGGCUGGGCCGCAGUGUCUUCGAUAACAUCAUCCCCACUACGACUGGUGCCGCCAAGGCCAUCGCAACUGUCCUGCCUGAACUGACCGGCAAGGUCACCGGAGUGUCCAUCCGCGUACCAGCGCCCAACGUCUCCAUGAUCGACUUGACCGUGACCACAGAGCAACCCACAUCCUUGACCGAGAUAAUAGCCGCAUUCCGCCGCGCAUCCAAGUCCAGUCUUGCCGGAGUCCUCCAUGUCAGCGACGAGGAGCUUGUCAGCAGCGACUACAAGGGAAACCCUAACAGUGCAAUUGUGGACGUCGCUGCUUGCACAGAGUUGAAUCCUCAGUUCUUCAAGAUCAUGGCGUGGUACGAUAACGAAUGGGGAUAUUCGAACCGCCUUCUGGAUUUGACUGCCCACGUGGCCCUGCAGGAGCAAUAG